UGGAGAGAAGGCUGCGACAAACCCGCCGCGGUCCCUUCAUCUAGGACUUCACAUCCGGGUUCUCCUGCCGCGUGACCCGCGCGCCACCGACGGUUCUCGAACCGGUGCAUCGUCAAUCUCUUUAUCCGGGUCCCGCCGAUCCCGUCGUGCUUCGCGCACCACAGUAGCCCCCUCAUCCGGGUUCUCUCCCGGCGUGCCUCGCGCCGGGUUUGCUGGGGGGUACUUGGCGGUGCCGCCAUGACUAUUCUCCCCAAAAAGAAGCCGCCGCCUCCCGACGCCGACCCCGCCAACGAACCGCCGCCGCCCGGGCCGCUGCCCCCGGCGCCGCGUCGCGGCGGGGGUGUGGGCGUGGGCGGCGGCGGCACGGGUGUGGGCGGUGGCGACCGCGACCGUGACUCGGGUGUCGUGGGGGCCCGUCCCCGGGCCUCGCCACCGCCUCAGGGCCCGCUACCGGGGCCACCGGGAGCGCUUCACCGCUGGGCGCUGGCCGUGCCGCCUGGCGCCGUGGCGGGUCCGCGGCCACAGCAGGCUUCACCUCCUCCUUGCGGGGGCCCUGUUGGUCCCGGCGGCGGUCCCGGCGACGCGCUGGGUGCAGCAGCGGCGGGUGUGGGCGCGGCGGGCGUGGUGGUGGGCGUGGGCGGAGCCGUAGGCGUUGGCGGUUGCUGUUCAGGGCCGGGCCACAGCAAGCGGCGGCGUCAAGCCCCCGGGGUCGGAGCGGUUGGAGGGGGCAGUCCAGAGCGUGAGGAGGUCGGCGCGGGUUAUAACAGUGAAGACGAGUAUGAAGCGGCUGCAGCUCGCAUCGAGGCUAUGGACCCCGCAACCGUUGAGCAGCAGGAGCACUGGUUUGAAAAGGCCCUGAGAGACAAGAAGGGCUUCAUCAUCAAGCAGAUGAAGGAGGACGGUGCCUGUCUCUUCCGGGCUGUAGCUGACCAGGUGUACGGAGACCAGGACAUGCAUGAGGUGGUGCGAAAGCAUUGCAUGGACUAUCUGAUGAAGAAUGCGGACUACUUCUCCAACUAUGUCACCGAGGACUUCACCACCUACAUCAACAGGAAAAGGAAAAACAACUGCCACGGCAACCACAUUGAGAUGCAGGCCAUGGCAGAGAUGUACAACCGGCCCGUGGAGGUGUACCAGUACAGCACAGGUACUUCUGCGGCGGAACCCAUCAACACAUUCCAUGGGAUCCAUCAAACCGAGGAUGAGCCCAUCCGCGUCAGCUACCAUCGGAAUAUCCACUACAAUUCAGUGGUGAAUCCCAACAAGGCCACCAUUGGUGUGGGGCUAGGCCUGCCAUCAUUCAAACCCGGGUUCGCAGAGCAGUCCCUGAUGAAGAAUGCCAUAAAAACAUCAGAGGAGUCAUGGAUUGAACAGCAAAUGCUGGAAGACAAGAAGCGGGCCACAGACUGGGAGGCCACAAAUGAGGCCAUUGAGGAGCAGGUGGCUCGAGAAUCCUACCUGCAGUGGCUGCGGGAUCAGGAGAAACAGGCCCGCCAGGUCCGCGGCCCAAGCCAGCCGCGGAAGGCCAGUGCCACAUGCAGUUCCGCCACAGCAGCAGCCUCCAGUGGCCUGGAGGAGUGGACCAGCCGGUCCCCGCGGCAGCGGAGUUCAGCCUCUUCACCUGAGCACCCGGAGCUGCACGCCGAGCUGGGCAUCAAGCCCCCUUCCCCAGGCACUGUCUUAGCUCUUGCCAAACCUCCUUCGCCCUGUGCACCAGGUACAAGCAGCCAGUUCUCAGCAGGGGCCGACCGGGCUACUUCCCCCCUCGUGUCCCUCUACCCUGCUCUGGAGUGCCGGGCCCUCAUUCAGCAGAUGUCCCCCUCCGCCUUUGGUCUGAACGACUGGGAUGAUGACGAGAUCCUAGCAUCGGUGCUGGCAGUAUCCCAACAGGAAUACCUAGACAGUAUGAAGAAAAACAAAAUGCACAGAGAUCCACCCCCAGACAAGAGUUGAUGGAGACCCAGAGACUGGAGACCAUCUCCCGACCCCCACCACUCCUGCCCUCUGGUGCCGCCCCACCUUCUUUGGCUUUCUUCCCUCUUGCCUUCUUCCCUCUCUCCCCUCCUUUUGCUCCUCCCCACUUCCCUCUGGCUGGCCCAUCCCUGAGCCCCCUCUCAUCGCUGCUGCCACCACCACCAUCACCCGUCUCUUCGCCAGCUGACGUGCCCUGUUGCCCCCUGCACAGCAUCAUCCCUGCAUUCCACAGGGGACUUGGGCAAGGGUGCCGAAGGUAGGCGAGAGGCACACAGAGACAGAACAACUGGCAGCCAGGCAGCCCCCGAGGAGAGACACUCAGACAGAGGAAAGUUUCCCUGCCCCCCCAUUACUUCUAAGAUCAGAAAUACUUGUCACCCCACCUCCACAAUGACGUUGGGGAGGUGGGAGGAAGAAGUGGGAAUCCCCCCUUCCCAGUACCCCCAAGAAUGUCUGAGCCUUCAAUGUUGAAUUUUUUCUUUAUUAAAAUGUACUUUCAUCAACUCAACCAAUCCAAAAUGAUGUAGACAACAGCAUUGGCUCUGUGAAGGCGGCAUCUCUCUGGUUUGGGAGCAGGCAGGCCACGGGGCACAGAGGGGGCACAAAGACGUGGUUGCCGUCUCUAGCCUCCAGCUCUGCGGAGGAGGGCAGGGUCUAGAGUACAAGCGGGGGCAGGGGGUAGGUGUCCUGUGGGCUCUGGACAAUGAGACUCUGACCUCGCUGCAUUCCUACUGCUUCCACGCCACCGCCACCGGUCUCUUUGGAGUCUUGGGGUGGGGGGCACCUUUCAGGAUCGUGGCUGCUGCCACCCAGGAUUUGAGUGUGGGGAGUGGGAGCAGCCUCAGCAGAUGGGGCACCCGGGCCCUGCAGGUGUUGACAAGAUCCACCAUCUGUAAUGUCCUUGGCACAAUAAAACCAAAUGUCAGUUUCCCCUGAGCGCUUCUGUUCUGUGUGGGGCACGGGGUGGGUGGGCCUCUGGGCAGAGGCGGCGAUGGCAUAGGCCUUGGCUUGACCUCUGAGGGCUGCAUGCUCUCCAGUAGGGUCUGUGUGUGGGCCCAGAGUUUGUUCAUCUUUGAAUCACUGCUUACUAAACCAACUUCUGGACCUGUUCCCACCAAGUAAGCUCCAUCUUACUGGCACACGUAGCCUGCCCAGCCUGUGUCCUGGGGUGUGGUGGGAGCGGAGGACUAGGAGCUUGAGGGCUGGAACUGAACUUGCAACUUUUUUGCCUGCCUCCUUCCCUAUAUACGUUUGCCCUUCCCUUGUGAUCUUUGAUGCAGAAAUGCUUUGGAAAGGCACAACAGAUGCUUCUUAUCAACGUAAGUUUAGUGGAAUCGACUGGAGGGGCCUCCCUGGUUUAACUACGGAAUGGUUAAACCCUUUCUUGUUCAUGUUCUCAGUCGUCUGACACCCAUGCCCCUGCCUUUCCUUGGGGUAAAGCCAAAGCAGAGAAGGAUGGCUGGCCCCCAGGUCUUGCCAAAAGUGUGUUUUGCUGUUCCUCACCAAUGGGGUCCCUAUGGAAGGAUGCAUGCCCAGUGCUGCUGGUGAAGGCAUGGCUGGUUGAGUGGCCAUCUUGUGGGGUGUCUGUGGAAUCCACUGGUCAAGCGUGCACAUGUUGG
Odobenus rosmarus divergens (Pacific walrus) is the source of this 3593-nucleotide messenger RNA. RefSeq names its product OTU domain containing 5 (gene OTUD5). The coding region runs from base 238 to 1953 and encodes 571 amino acids. The record is from RefSeq and is a predicted model, not a curated record. Gene Ontology annotation, molecular function: K63-linked deubiquitinase activity; cysteine-type deubiquitinase activity. Gene Ontology annotation, biological process: protein deubiquitination. NCBI's taxonomy places the organism in Eukaryota, Metazoa, Chordata, Mammalia, Carnivora, Odobenidae. The transcript has 9 exons.